CCAUGUUCGCAUCGCAACUCGGCUUGACUGCGUUAGGGUUUCCGCAGGGAAGAGGGAGGAUAGACGAGAGGAAAGAUGAGUAAAGAAAAGAAGGUCGCCCCGAAGGGAAAGAAGAAGGGAGCAAGCUUCGUGAUAGAUUGCUCGAAACCAGUAGAAGACAAGAUCAUGGACAUCGCUUCCUUGGAGAAGUUCCUCCAGGAGCGGAUCAAGGUCGGAGGCAAGGCUGGUGCUUUCGGCGAUUCUAUCACCAUUUCCCGCGAAAAGAACAAGAUCACCGUCACCUCUGAAAAUCCCUUCUCCAAGAGGUACCUGAAGUACUUGACAAAGAAGUACUUGAAAAAACACAACGUUAGGGACUGGCUUCGAGUCAUUGCAUCGAACAAAGACAGGAAUAUCUAUGAGUUGCGCUACUUCAACAUUGCUGAGAAUGAGGGCGAGGAAGAGGAUUGAUAGAUUUAUCACUUUGCUUCUUUCCUUCUUUGUUUUCUCUGUCAAUUUGGUAACCAUCUUAGUACAUCAUAUCAGUUUUGCCUUGUUGGGACUACUUAGAACACCAGAAUUUAGGUAUUCGUUUUUUCUACUUUCAAGUGUUUUAUAUAUUUGAAGAAGCACACAACAUGCAACAUGUUGGCAUGCCAACAUCUACAAUCUCUCCUCUUGUUUGUCUGAAAUCUUGUAUGCUUUAUCGAUUGCAGUGGUUAGUAUCUUGUUUGUGCAUCCAAA
Messenger RNA from Nelumbo nucifera (sacred lotus), 723 nucleotides. Its product is annotated as large ribosomal subunit protein eL22z-like. The record is from RefSeq and is a predicted model, not a curated record. Gene Ontology annotation, cellular component: ribosome. Gene Ontology annotation, molecular function: RNA binding; structural constituent of ribosome. Gene Ontology annotation, biological process: cytoplasmic translation. Lineage: Eukaryota; Viridiplantae; Streptophyta; Magnoliopsida; Proteales; Nelumbonaceae.